GACAUGCGCGAAGGCUGCAGCGAACAUGGCGGCUCGCAUCUGAUGGAAAGUGAGGAUUCUCUGACCAAAAUCCGUUGCUUUCACGCUCGGUGACUUCCUGUUCAGCAUCCUGUGGUCAAAAUGGGCCGCACUCCACACAGAGAUCAGAAAGAGGAGAAGAAGGAGCGGAGGGGCGGCCUCACGCUGGGGUCCGCCCUCGACAAAUCUAGUGAACCGUUUUGUUGGGAUGACUAUCUAAAAGAGACCUCGUCCGUCGCAGCCCCGCCUUCCUGCUUCAAACAGUCCCAAGCCCCCCCCUCCAAUGACUUCAAGGCGGGCAUGAAGCUGGAGGCGCGGGACCCUCGGAACUCCAACUCUGUGUGCAUCGCCACGGUGAUGGGCAUGGUGGGCACGCGGCUAAGGCUCAGACUCGACGGCAGCGACAACACCAACGACUUUUGGCGAUUGGUCGAUUCAUCCGAGAUUCAGCCAAUAGGAACGUGCGAGAGGAGCGGAGACAUGCUCCAGCCACCUCUUGGUUUUAGGAUGAAUGCUUCCUCUUGGCCUAUGUUCCUUCUUCGAACUCUGAGUGGAGCAGAAAUGGCCCCCAGUUCUGUAUUUAAGAAGGAACCAGUGAGUCCCGCCAAAAACAUGUUCCAGCCCGGAAUGAAGCUGGAGGCAGUGGACCGGAAGAACCCCUACCUGAUCUGUCCCGCCACGGUGGGAGAGAUCAGAGGUCAGGAGAUUUUUGUCAUGUUUGAUGGAUGGAGGGGGGCCUUCGACUACUGGUGCCCCUACGACUCCAGAGACAUUUUCCCGGUUGGAUGGUGCGCUAUGACCAAGCACAGUCUACAGCCGCCCGGGAACUUCUUCACUCUUCCCGGCGCGCUCCUGGCUCCUGUCUCCUCCUCUUCCUCCCUCACGACUCGCCGCUCGUCGCACAGCUCCUCCUUCAUGCAGAACUCGUACCGCCUCCCCCACCCCUUACCCCCACUCCCGGUGCGUAAGGGGGUCCGAGGAAGACGACCCAAAUCCCAGACCAUCGCCCUCCUCAAGGCCGCGGCGGAAGCGGCGGCAGCGGAGGCAGCGGCGGCCGCAGCCUCCACGUCGGUCAACGGGAAUGGCUUGUCCCGUAGCAGCCCUCCCAGGACCACCAGCUCGCCGGGGGUAACGCUGGCCCCCCGACCACACAAGAAGAAAGCUCCCAAGCCCAGCAGCAGGAAGAAGUCCCGUCUGGUCCAGUCUUUAGGGUCCUCCCCGGUCUUGCCUUCUCCUUCAGAGACCAGACUCAGCUCCAGCCUGGUCUCCACGGACAGUAACCAUAGCAACGGGUCCAAUGUCGUCUGCACAGUGUGUGUCUAUGUGAACAAACAUGGAGACUAUGGUCCAAAUCUGGAUCGUAAACUGGUGCAGCAGCUCCCGGAUCACUUCGGCCCGGCUCCGGUGAACUCUGUCCUGCAGCAGGCGGUCCAAGCCUGUGUGGACUGCACCUACACACCCUCCGGUCUGCUCUCCUUUCUACAGAGCCAGUCCCACAGCGGAGGAGAGGUCAUCAGAGUUCGGUCCGACCAUGGUAUCCGAUACGUGAAGCUGCCGUCCGUUUCCAGUGCCUCGUCCGUCCUGCGUUUCUUGGAAAAUCUCUGCUCACAUCUGGAGAGUGACUGUGUGUUCAGCUCACAGCCCUUCAGCCCAUUCACAAAUAACAAACGCUCUUACGAGAGGAGCAAGUCAGAAAACGGUCUGUCCAAUGAGAACUCUUCAAAGGACAACACCCCCAUCCCUCGACCUCCUCACAAUAACGCCGCCGAUUAUCGAGCGGCUAAAAAAGAGCGGGCGUUUUACCACGGCCACACGCAGCAGACUCCGUCCCCUCUACGCCGAGUCAACUCCAACCCCUCUGACAUCACCCCAGCACAUAUCAACAGGAGAGUGGAAGUUUUUACAGCUCCCAGCUCAACAACAGGCCCAGACCAUAUGAAGCAAGACACAGAGCCCUCGGGAAACGAUGCCUCCUCCUGGACAGUGGAGGAAGUGAUCCGGUUUGUCCAAGAGGCAGAUCCCCAAACUCUCGGUCCACAUGUUGAUCUGUUCAGAAAACACGAGAUCGAUGGGAAGGCUCUGAUGCUUUUACGCAGCGACGUCAUAAUGAAGUACAUGGGACUGAAACUGGGGCCCGCCCUCAAACUGUGCCACCACAUCGAGAAGCUAAAACACUCCAAACCGUGAACCAGAACCAGCAAGGACGAAUCUCCCUGGAAACGCAACGUGUUUCAUAUCAACCACAGACACUUGUAUACUUCCAUCUUUAAUGAACUAAAACUGAGCAUGACGUCUGGAUUUAGCAAAGCCGUUUUUAUAUUUUGUUUCACAGCAAACUGAAGGAUUUAUUUAUUACCAUUUCAGUUCAGUUUUCUCAAAGACGAUAAUACAAGUACUGUUACACACACUGGUUUGGAUAACACUGAUGGUAUUGGAUUUGAAUGCCUUUUUCCCAAUGGAUCCUACAGCACAUAGCAAAUCUGGUCUAUUGGAGUCCAAACUUUGGUGGAUUAAGUUUUGAAGCAAGAUGCACAGUUACAACAAUAUAUCGUGUUCUCAGUGUAAUGUAAAUGCCUUUGACAACUGCAGAUUAUGAAAUGUUUUGUUGUGUCUACUUUGUCAGACUCUAUUGAAAGGACAUUGUAGUCUCAUAAUCAUAGACUGUAUAUAUAAAUGGACAUAGCUCAUCUGCCAGCCACGUUCCAAAUAUCUGGCUCCAAUUCACUUUCUAUUGAAAAACUGUUGCAUCUCUGUCUGUAGCUGCUGCUGUCAGGCUUGUCAUUUUACUCUUAAAAUGUUCGUAUUAACCCGCUCUACGUGAUCCUGGUAUUUUUAUUUUGCUUUUUUCUCCGUAACUUGAGACAACAGGAAUAGUAAUAACAGACAAAUCAGAUGCCUUCUUUCCCCGAGCUCCCGCUAGAGUUAGCAACAGGUUUGAUUAACAGCAUUGCUAAGCACCUGCUCCGUGUUAAACUAGCAGUGCAGGCAAGAAGGGGCGUUACCUUCAACAGCCUUGCUCCAGAUUGGUUCUUUGGUUGCUAUGGUACUCUCGGUUGGAACUCUAACUAUGGCACUCAGCUUCAAAUUCGCUGCUAUAACUGCUAACCUCACACUCACUUAGUCCACUUCUUUAUACAGUCUAUGCUCAUAAAAGAUACAUUUGUUUGAGAAGUACAUAUUGCAAAAAUAGUAUAUAGUUUGGUUGAAUAUUGCAAUAAAAGUGUAUUUUGUCAGUGAAUAUGCAAAGAUUUCACAGUUAUAGCUCACCAAAUUAAUAGACGAUUGUGAGGUUAGUGUUCGCCUAUUAUCUGUGUAUACUGGCUUCAUUUUAGCAUCACUGGAGUCAACAUUUUUAUUCUAAUGUUGUAUAGUAUUUGCCAUGAGGUAUGUUGGCCAUGGUCACACUGCAGUCACAAGUUGCUAAAACAGCUAAGCUAUUUAUUUUGAUUUGGCAAAAGAAAAAAAAUCUAUUUUGUCAACUGAGCAAGUUUUGGAGUUUCUGUUUGUUGGCUAGGUCUAAACUGUAAACAAAUAGGUGUAACAAACAAAUAUAAGGCAGUGUCCAACACCUUUUGGAUCCUAUAGCGCAUCUGACCUAUUCAAACAUUGGUAGAUCAACUUUUGAAGCAAAAUGCACACCCCAGUCCGCUGUACAUCUCCAUCUCAAAGCCACUAAGCACUCCUUUGAAGAUAGUGAGGUACAGAUCUUAGCCAAAGAAAGUAAUGGUUUGAGAGGGGAGUUGAAGAAACAGUUUUUGUUAGGAAAGACAAUCCUUCCUUGAACAGGAAUGGGGGACCUUAAACACUUAUCACCUAUCUAUAACUCCAUCUUGACACCCAAAGCAAAACAAAGAAAACAACAGUGCUAGCCAGGAUACUAAUAGCCGUGAAAUCACACCUAGCCUACAAACAGAAAUUGUAGAUGUUUUGAGUUUCAGUGUAGUUACUUCCUCCCUUCAGAUAGAUAUAAGGCAGUGUCCAUCAGUAAUCUGACCAAAACCAGAACUGAAGAAGCGGCUUAGAUAAGCAGCUUAACCUUAAAACUGUUGUCCAGUUGACGAAAUUGAUUUUUUCUUUUGUUAUGGAUCAUACCUGGACAUCUGAGGGAAUACACAGACUUAUUUUGAUUUGGAUAAAAAUAUGGUACAGUUUGUAGCAGGGCUGGGAAAUAAAACAAAAUUUAAUUGCCAUUUCUAAUUGUCAAUGUUCAGAUUUU
Molecule: messenger RNA, 4234 nt
Organism: Periophthalmus magnuspinnatus
Lineage: Eukaryota; Metazoa; Chordata; Actinopteri; Gobiiformes; Gobiidae
Product: polycomb protein SCMH1-like
Exons: 14
Coding region: 121-2205 (694 amino acids)
Biological process (GO): regulation of DNA-templated transcription
Cellular component (GO): nucleus
Molecular function (GO): protein binding
Source: RefSeq, a predicted model, not a curated record